Xiphophorus couchianus (Monterrey platyfish) is the source of this 2707-nucleotide messenger RNA. RefSeq names its product polo-like kinase 1 (Drosophila) (gene plk1). The coding region runs from base 336 to 2084 and encodes 582 amino acids. Lineage: Eukaryota; Metazoa; Chordata; Actinopteri; Cyprinodontiformes; Poeciliidae. Gene Ontology annotation, molecular function: ATP binding; protein serine/threonine kinase activity; protein binding. The transcript is spliced from 11 exons. The record is from RefSeq and is a predicted model, not a curated record. Gene Ontology annotation, cellular component: spindle pole; cytoplasm; nucleus. Gene Ontology annotation, biological process: protein phosphorylation; mitotic spindle organization.
GAGGCAGCAAUUUAAACUUGUACCAAAAACUGUUGUCAUAAGGCAGGAGAGAACAAUCGAGUAACUACCGUCGGGCAGGUCUGGAGAAUUAUUUAAUAACUUUUUUAAAGUUUGCUUUUCAUGCGUCGUUGUUUUAAUGGUUAUUGUUGUCUUAAUGAAUACUUGCACAAAAAGGGCGUUAGUUUUGAUUUAAACACGAAUGCAAGCGGAAGGAAGCUAGCUUGCCAGGUUAAACUAGCGUCGGUUGAGUUAAGGCUAACUUUAAUCGCUUCGUUGAACCGCUUAAGUGGUUUAUUUCUUCAAAAACAACAGCCGAAAAGCUUCCUUAAAUCAAAAUGAGUGCUGGUGUUGCGAAGCCAGCUCCCACGUCUGCCCUUUCCGAUCCGAAGUCGGCGCCUCUGAAAGAGAUCCCAGACAUCCUGGUUGAUCCCCGCACCACGAAGAGCUACACGAGAGGAAGAUUUCUGGGGAAGGGGGGCUUCGCCAAAUGCUACGAAAUCACAGAUGUAGAGACGAAGCAGGUUUUCGCUGGGAAAAUUGUGCCGAAAUCUCUGAUCCUGAAGCAGCACCAAAGGGAAAAGAUGACGUCUGAAAUCGCCAUUCACAAGAGCCUUAAUCAUCCGAACAUUGUUGGCUUCCACGGCUUCUUUGAGGACGAUGACUUCGUCUUUGUGGUCCUGGAAAUCUGCAGGAGAAGGUCUUUGUUGGAGCUGCACAAGCGGCGUAAGGCUGUCACAGAGCCAGAGGCCCGGUACUACAUGACCCAGCUGCUGAAGGGAGUCCAUUACCUGCACAACAACAGAGUGAUUCACAGAGACCUGAAGCUGGGGAACAUCUUCCUCAAUGACGAGAUGGAGGUUAAGAUAGGGGACUUUGGUUUGGCUACUAAGAUCGAGUUUGACGGCGAACGGAAGAAGACGUUGUGCGGAACGCCCAACUACAUAGCGCCUGAAGUUCUCUGUAAAAAAGGCCACAGUUACGAAGUGGACGUCUGGUCACUGGGAUGCAUACUGUACACUCUGUUGGUGGGUAAGCCCCCGUUUGAAACGUCCUGUCUGAAGGAAACCUACAGUCGCAUCAAGAAAAACAACUAUGUCAUCCCCUGGCACAUCAACCCCGCCGCAGCGUCGCUAAUCAAGAGGAUGCUGCACGCUGAUCCUGCUCAGAGGCCCACCAUCACUCAGCUGCAAGAGGACGAGUUCCUCACGUCAGGCUACAUCCCGCUGCGCCUGCCCACCACAUGCCUCACUGUGCCCCCACGCUUCUCCAUCGCCCCCUCCACCACUGCAGAGCUCAGCCAGCGACGUCCCCUCUCUGCUUUGAACAACAAGGGUGGGUCAGAGAAGAUGGAGGUGAAAGACGAUGCUGUGCCAAAAGAGGUUGAGCCAUCAGAGAACCACCUGAAAGACAUGCUGCAGCAGCUCAACAGCAUCAUGGCCUCCAAGCCAGCAGAAAAGCCAUUCGUCCGGCAAGAGGAAGCAGAGGAUCCUGCAUGCAUUCCCAUUUUCUGGAUCAGCAAAUGGGUCGACUACUCAGACAAAUACGGGCUGGGCUACCAGCUGUGUGACAACAGUGUGGGAGUUCUGUUCAACGAUUACACUCGUCUCAUCAUGUACGCCGACGGAGACAGCCUGCAGUACAUCGACAAGCUGGCUGCCGAGUCCUACAUGAGCGUCCGCUCGUUCCCCACUACGCUCAACAAGAAGAUUACGUUGCUCAAGUACUUCCGUAACUACAUGAGCGAGCACCUGCUGAAGGCCGGCGCCAACGUGGCGCGGCGGGAAGGGGACGAGCUGGCGCGGCUGCCGUACCUCUCGCUGUGGUUUAGAACAAAGAGCGCCAUCGUCCUGCACCUCAGCAACGGCACGGUCCAGAUCAACUUCUUCCAGGACCACACUAAACUGAUCCUCUGCCCGCUGAUGGGUGCCGUGACCUACAUUGACGAGAAGCGGGACUUCCGCACCUACAAGCUGUCUCUGCUGGAGGAGUUCGGCUGCUGCAGGGAGCUGGCCAGCCGCAUGCGCUACGCCAAGCUCAUGGUGGAGAAACUGCUGGACAGCAAGUCCUCCUCUGCUGUACAUUAGAUGAGUUUUUCUCCAGUCUGUCAAUGUCUCAAUACUUAAUUUUUUUUUGGUUUUGUUUUUUUUUUUUUUUUUCAUCAAGCCAGGCGGUGCUACUUCUCUUCCUAAAAUGACCCAUACCAUGAAAACCCUUUCAUAUGCCAAAACAUAAUUUCCUCUUCCUGUUUUAAAUAUUUCUGCUGUUUGAUAGUUGCUUUCACUCUUACCUUGACUUUGUUGAUGAAGCCUUUAAACAACCACAGCUGCUGCACUGGAAUCAGCGCUGUGGAUAAUCUUGUAUAUUCAACCAAGUUGUGGAAGUAAAGGUGAAAAUUUAUGUUCAAAUACAUGAUUUCUACUUGUGCACUGUUGUCUUUUAUGAAAUGCUACAGAGGUGGGAAACACGUUGGACUCAGGUGGAUUUUUAAAAAAAAACGCUUCUCUGGUCUGCUUCUCUUGUUUCAGUUUGUUUCCUGUGUUGAGGAUUAGACCAUGUUAAUAUGUCUUCAUCAUGUACAUUCUUGUUUUUAAGUCUAGAUGUGAGUCGUCAACUAGAUAAAAUUGUACAUACUGCUGAGUAUGCAUACAUAUUUUAGAAAUGGUAUACCUCUGCCCAAGUUUAAAUAAAGAUUAUUCUCAAAUGGUCA